Messenger RNA from Eruca vesicaria subsp. sativa (arugula), 555 nucleotides. Lineage: Eukaryota; Viridiplantae; Streptophyta; Magnoliopsida; Brassicales; Brassicaceae. The record is from the annotation of a GenBank genome assembly.
AUGGCAACUCUUGAAGCAGAAUUGGUGAGUGUUGUUGACAUGGACAUGGAGACUAUUAGCUAUGAUGAUCUCCAUCGGAGAUAUGCCCAUACAAUGCAGAAAGUGCAAAAAGCCCUCGAAAACUAUUCCGAGUACAAUCUAAUUAUGGGUUGCAAUCAACUCGUCUUUGAGAUUAACAAGGAGAUAGUCAUGUUCCACCACUUCAUCCGUGGCAAGUACAGACUUCAGUUCCCAGAGCUUGAGUCACUGGUGCAAAACCCAAUCGAUUAUGCCCGUGUUGUGAAAAAAAUUGGCAGUGAUAUGGAUUUAACACUAGUUGAUCUACAAGGCCUUGUUCAACCUGCUACUGUCAUGACUGUUUCGUUUACUGCUUUAACCACAAAAGGGAAAUUGUUGCCACAUGAUACCCUGGAAAAGACCAUAGAUGUUUGUGAUCUGGCUCUUGAUCUUGAUGCUGCUCGGAAGAAGGUCUGCUACUUUGUUGAAACAAAUAAGGGAUCAAUCAUGGAGUCUGCUGGAGUUUCUGGGCUUGGGAUGUGUACUAGUAGACUCUAA